This is a messenger RNA of Jatropha curcas, 3692 nucleotides long. RefSeq names its product autophagy 18h-like protein (gene ATG18H). Gene Ontology annotation, molecular function: protein binding. Gene Ontology annotation, biological process: response to starvation; autophagy. The record is from RefSeq and is a predicted model, not a curated record. Gene Ontology annotation, cellular component: cytoplasm. NCBI's taxonomy places the organism in Eukaryota, Viridiplantae, Streptophyta, Magnoliopsida, Malpighiales, Euphorbiaceae.
UUUAUUACUUUUUUCAGAUAGAAAAGGAAAAAAGAAAAGAGAAAAACAGUUCGAUCAACAAGAAAACACAAAACAAAAGCAAAGAACCGUUUCUCUUUCUCCCUCUCGAAGGUCAAAACUACCAAACCAAACACCAUCAAAAUCCAAUUUCUCGCCGGAGCUUGCCAAUUUCUCGCUGCUAUUUCUCUUCAUCGGUACUCAGCUCUUUAUGCUAUUGACGAUCGUGGUGGCCAGACUUCCUGUUCCCCGGUAACUUCCCGGUGGCCGGUGAAUUUUGGUUGAGUAAUUUUGGAUAGUGUUUUGAUUUAUUAUGAAGAAUAACAGCAAGGGAAACAAUAGUAAGACUAACAGCAAUGGCUUUCUCCCGAAUUCUUUGAAGUUCAUUUCUUCUUGCAUUAAAACCGCCUCAUCUGGUGUCCGGUCCGCUAGUGCCUCUGUCGCCGCUUCUAUCUCCGGUGAUAAUCAAGACCGUAAAGACCAGGUACUUUGGGCUUCCUUUGACAGACUAGAGCUUGGUCCAUCUUCCUUCAAACAUGUUCUCUUACUUGGGUAUUCCAAUGGCUUUCAAGUCAUUGAUGUUGAUGAUGCUUCUAAUGUCAUUGAACUCGUUUCCAAGCGUGAUGUCCCAGUUACAUUUUUACAGAUGCAGCCUCUGCCUGCAAAAUCUGAGGGCCAUGAAGGAUUCAAAGCAUCACAUCCUUUGCUCUUGGUUGUCACAUGUGGUGAAUCAAAAAGCUCAGGCCCAAUGCUUAACGGGAGAGAUGGGUUCAUCAGAGAUGGCUAUAACGAGCCUCAAAUGGGAAGCUUUUCCAUUUCUCCUACUACAGUGGGUUUUUACUCGCUAAGAUCUCAUAAUUAUGUUCAUGUUUUGAGAUUUCGUUCGCCAGUUUAUAUGGUUAGAUGCAGUCCACAUAUCGUGGCCGUGGGCCUUUCAACACAAAUAUAUUGCUUUGAUGCUCUAACUCUCGAGAAUAAAUUCAGUGUUCUCACUUACCCUGUCCCUCAGUUUGGAGGCCAAGGAAUUGGUGGGGUUAAUAUUGGAUAUGGUCCAAUGGCUGUGGGCCCUCGGUGGUUAGCAUAUGCUUCUGACAAUCCACUACUGUCAAACACAGGCCGUUUAAGUCCACAAAGUCUUACUCCUCCACUAGGUGUCAGUCCAUCAACUUCACCAGGCAGUGGGAGUUUGAUGGCUCGUUAUGCCAUGGAAUCUAGUAAGCAGAUAGCUUCUGGCUUAAUAAAUUUGGGAGACAUGGGUUACAAGACUCUGUCUAGAUAUUAUCAAGAAUUUGUCCCCGAUGGUUCUAAUUCUCCUGUAUAUUCAAAUUCAACUUGGAAAGUGAAUCGGGGUGCAACACAUUCUUCAGAAACAGAUAAUGCAGGAAUGGUUGUUGUGAAAGAUUUCGUUUCCAGAGCUGUGAUAUCACAAUUUAGAGCUCAUACUAGUCCAAUUUCCGCUCUUUGUUUUGAUCCUAGUGGUACACUUCUGGUUACUGCCUCAAUUCAUGGGAACAACAUAAAUAUUUUUCGGAUUAUGCCUUCCUCAUCUCAAAGUGGAUCUGGCACUAAGAGUUACGAUUGGAGCUCUUCUCAUGUGCAUCUUUAUAAGCUCCAUCGUGGCAUUACGUCAGCUGUAAUACAAGAUAUUUGCUUUAGUCAUUAUAGUCAGUGGAUAGCCAUUGUUUCAUCCCGUGGAACUUGCCAUAUUUUUGUGCUUUCCCCUUUUGGUGGUGAGAAUGUUCUUCAAAUUCACAAUUCACAUGUGGAUGGGCCUAGUCUUUUACCAGUUUUAUCUCUACCAUGGUGGUCUACUCCUUCGUUCACAGUAAACCAGCUGUCUUUUUCUGCACCACCACCACUGCCUGUUACCCUGUCCGUGGUGAGCAGAAUAAAGAAUAAUAAUUCUGGCUGGCUCAACACAGUUAGCAAUGCUGCAUCUUCUGCAGCAGGAAAGACAUCAGUCCCAUCUGGUGCUAUUGCUGCGGUUUUCCAUAGCAGUGUACCUCGAGAUAUGCAACCUGCUCACUUGAAAAAUGUUCAUGCUUUGGACCACCUAUUAGUCUAUACUCCUUGUGGUCAUCUAGUUCAAUAUAAAUUGCUGUCGUCAGUGGGGGGAGAGUCCCUUGAAGUUGCUUCAAGAAUUGGACAAGGUUCUUCAGUGCAGAUGCAAGAUGAGGAAUUGCGGGUGAAUGUUGAAUCUGUUCAGUGGUGGGAUGUUUGCCGAAGAGCAGAUUGGCCAGAUAGAGAGGAAUGUAUUUCUGGAAUUACCCUAGGCAGACUAGAAACUACAGACUUUCCCAUGGAAACUUCUGAUUGUGAAGAUAAUGAUACUGAACACAUGGGAUCAUUUAAGUCCCACGAACCAUCUCACUUGUAUCUUUCCAAUGCAGAGGUGCAGAUGAGCUCGUGGAGGAUCCCACUUUGGCAGAAAUCUAAGGUUUAUUUCUACAUUAUUAGUCAUCUUGACACAACAGAACGUAAUGUCAUUGAAGAUCUUGCGUGUGGAGAGAUUGAAGUAGAGAAGGUUCCGGUUCAAGAGGUUGAAAUCAAGCGGAAGGAUUUAUUACCUGUUUUUGAUCAUUUUCACAGGAGUCUCCCUAAUUGGAGUAACAGGAGUCUUAGUGGUGAAAGAUACUCAACUUCAUCGACCGGUUCUCACGAAGGUAAAGAGUCAGAAGAUGCUGUUAUUUCCCCCUCCAAGUUGGUCUCAACUGGCUCAGUUGCAAACCCCAAUGGUGGAUCAUCGACAAAAUUUUAUCCACUUGUUCUCCAAUCUGGUAAUGCUACCGGUGAUGGAGGGAUAUCUAUUUCUGUGUCGCCUAUCUCUUACAAAAGUACUGUUAACAAAGAUAGUGGUUCAGGUUCUUUUGAACAAUCCCAAAUGGGUAUUUCCCCUGAAGAUAGUAAUUCGGUGGAUAGUAAUGUAACAUCCUUAACAAAUGGUUCUCUUUCUGCUGGAAGAGCAAUUGCAAAAGAAGUUCAGUCGUCAAACAGUGGUUUGACCAGUGAAGCUUCAAACACAAGCUCUAACCGUUCUGACUUGAGUAUGAACAUUAUAGAUGAGGGGCCAACAAAUGAUUCUUUUGAUUUUGAGCAGUUUUUUCAAGAGGGUUACUGUAAGGUAUCUGCAUUAAGUGAGUGUCAUGAAUCAACAGCAGCUAGUAUUGUGGACAAGAACAAUGGUCCUUCUGAUUUAGAAAAAUCUGAAGAAGACAAUGAUGACAUGCUUGGAGGUGUUUUCGCCUUCUCUGAGGAAGGUUGAUGUCUCCUCCCAUUUCAAAUUCUGCUAAAUUAUGCGUUUCUUCAGUUUCAUUCAAUUCAUUGUGCAAAGUUUGAUGCAAGGUCAGCCUAAUGGAGAGUUAGGUACUAAUUUAAAAAGGUUGCAGGUAAUAUCCUCUCAACAUUGGGAACGUUUACUGACUGAUUAAUUAAAGAUUUGCCAGUCCAAACGAAUGGCUUUUCUCCUCUUCUAAUUCUGAUGUACAUGCUGUAAAUUGAUAUUCAUAAUACAAAUUAUUUGUGUGGAAAGGUCCAUUUCUUGAGUGUAUUCAUUCUUCAAAAGGGGAAAAAAAAAAAAAAAAAGAAAAUAGAAAUAAAAAAAAAAAUUUGAAAGACCUUAUCAUACACAUUCUGUUUGUUUUUUCUGUCCAGGUACCUGUUCUUGAAAGUGAUCACAUUCUCUUGUUGGCUCGAAA